Molecule: messenger RNA, 966 nt
Organism: Mugil cephalus (flathead mullet)
Lineage: Eukaryota; Metazoa; Chordata; Actinopteri; Mugiliformes; Mugilidae
Gene: eif3f
Product: eukaryotic translation initiation factor 3, subunit F
Exons: 8
Coding region: 52-873 (273 amino acids)
Biological process (GO): translational initiation
Cellular component (GO): eukaryotic translation initiation factor 3 complex, eIF3m
Molecular function (GO): translation initiation factor activity; metallopeptidase activity; translation initiation factor binding
Source: RefSeq, a predicted model, not a curated record
GCGGCGGUAUAUGUGUUCGCUGAAGCCGGUGAUCAACCCUCCUUUUCCAACAUGUCGGUGUACGGGCCAGUGGUGAAAAUUCACCCCGUCGUUCUCGCCUCUAUCUGCGACUCCUACGAGCGAAGAAAUGAGGGAGCAAGUCGUGUGAUUGGGACCCUCCUGGGUACUAUUGACAAGCACUCCAUCGAGGUCACCAACUGUUUCUCUGUCCCUCACAACGAGUCAGAAGAUGAGGUGGCUGUGGACAUGGAGUUCGCCAAGAACAUGUAUGAGCUUCACAAGAGGGUUUCCCCCACGGAGGUCAUCAUUGGAUGGUACGCCACAGGCUUUGACAUCACAGAGCACUCGGUGCUCAUCCACGAGUACUACAGCCGCGAGGCCACCAACCCCAUCCACCUGACCGUGGACAGCGCCCUGCAGAGCGGCAAAAUGAACAUCCGCGCCUACGUCAGUGCACAGAUGGGUGUGCCAGGAAAGACUGUCGGUGUGAUGUUCACCCCGCUGACUGUCAAGUAUGUCUACUAUGACACCGAGAGGAUAGGAGUGGAUCUUCUCCAGAGGACUCGCGUGUCUCCCAACCGUACCAAGGGUUUGACCUCUGACCUGUCCCAGGUGGCCGGCUCUGCAGCGAGGGUUCAGGACAUGUUGGCCACUGUGCUCGCAUACAUUGAGGAUGUGCUGUCUGGCAAAGUGACGGCCGAUAACAGCGUGGGCCGUUUCCUGAUGGACCUGGUCAACAAGGUUCCCACCAUCCCAGCCGAGGACUUUGAGAACAUGCUCAAUUCCAACAUCAACGACCUGUUGAUGGUGACCUACCUGUCUAAUCUCACCCAAGCGCAGAUUGCUCUAAAUGAGAAGCUGGUGGUGCUGUGAGCGGAUUUCUUGUUUAAAAGUGGUUCAUAUUUAAUUUUUGUACUUUUUUUUUUUUUUUUUUGGGCUGAGAUAAAUAAAGACAUUUAACAGUCA